This is a messenger RNA of Xenopus laevis (African clawed frog), 4396 nucleotides long. It is a transcript of the gene glipr2.S, whose product is annotated as GLI pathogenesis-related 2 S homeolog. The record is from RefSeq and is a predicted model, not a curated record. The coding region runs from base 360 to 3122 and encodes 920 amino acids. Gene Ontology annotation, cellular component: extracellular region. The transcript is spliced from 18 exons. Lineage: Eukaryota; Metazoa; Chordata; Amphibia; Anura; Pipidae.
AGUCCUGGGGCGAAUGAGUUUGCUUCCUGUGAGUAAAGGAGAGCCCGAGGCACACACACACACAUUGUAUAGCAGCUGAGAGUCAGGAGGUGUGUGUAUUCAAUGUGACAGAACAGUCAAUAGACGUGACACAGCACCCAGCUUUUCCUUCCUCUGCGGUCAGGACACAAACGGUUCCGACUGUGAGCGGUGCCUGGUGGGUAGGUGAGUAGGGGACCAGCAGGCUGACAAUCUGAGAAUCACACAAAUCUCCCCCAGCAGAGGAAGAGGAGUCGCUGAGCAGGUGAUUCUCGGGCUCAAGGGAUCCACAGAGCAGCAUCGGUCCCUCCCAGCCAACAAGUGAUUCGGCAACAGUCGCCAUGGCCUUCAGCCAGAAGUUUGCCGGGCUGCGAGUUCGAGAACAAGGAUUUGACCUGAAACAGUUUGAAGUGGAUUUCCUGGAGGUGCACAACAGUUAUCGGAAAAGGCACGGGGCCUCUCCCCUCCAAAUCAGCCGUGAGCUCUGCAGGUCAGCUCAGAAAUGGGCUGACCACCUGCUGUCCAUCCGCACCCUGAAGCACAGUAACACGGAGCACGGGGAGAACCUUUUCUACAAGUACAACUCCAGCACCAAAGAACUGCCAGGUCAUGAACCCGUGGACUCUUGGUACAGUGAGAUUAAAGAUUACAGUUUCUCCAGACCUGGAUUUGGGGGCAACACAGGGCACUUCACUCAGGUUGUCUGGAAGGAGUCUAAGGAGCUGGGAGUUGGGGUGGCCACAGACGGCAAUGGGCUUUUCUUUGUGGUGGGACAGUACAGCCCAGCGGGGAACAUCACCAACCCGGGAUAUUUUGAGAAGAACGUCCUGCCCGCCGGGUGUGUGCCCACUGAAGAUAAGGUCACAUACAAGACCCCAGCAGAAGGCAAGAAGGAACCAGAGCCAAACUGGACACCCAGUGACAAGAAACCCAGUGCAGAAUAUGGCAGAAAAGGUGCUGAGGGGAGUGCGUUUGAGCAGGAUUUUGUGGCUGCCCAUAACACAUACAGAAGGAAGCACGGGGCACCCCCAUUACAGCUCAGCCGGGACCUCUGCCGAUCUGCACAGCAAUGGGCUGACCACCUCCUGUCCAUCCGGACCCUGAAACACAGUGGGGGAAACACAGGAGAAAACCUCUACUAUAAAUACAGUUCCAACGCCAGGGAGCUACCAGGCCAAGAACCUGUAGACUCAUGGUAUGAUGAAAUCAAGAACUAUGACUUUGGCCGACCCGGGUUCCGCAGUAACACAGGGCACUUUACUCAGGUUGUCUGGAAGGAGUCCAAGGAGGUUGGAGUUGGGGUGGCUACAGACGGCAAUGGGCUUUUCUUUGUGGUGGGACAGUACAACCCAGCAGGGAACAUCACCAACUCUGGUUACUUUGAGAAGAAUGUUUUGCCUGCCGGGUCUUCUCCUGGAACAGAUAAUGCUGAGUCUGGUGGCUCACGAUGGAAACCAACAGGAGGCUAUAAAGAACCAGCUGGAGGCUUUACAGAACCACCCAGAGCCUUCAGAGAACCUGAAAAGUUAUCUACCAACCGGAAACCUGUAUCAGGAUUAACCAAACAGGCAGGAGCUGGCAGUUUUGAGCAGGAAGCUCUGGACGCACACAAUAAGUAUCGACGUCAGCAUGGUGCACCAUCUCUGCAAAUGUCCCGAGAGCUGUGCGACUCCAGCCAGAAAUGGGCCGACCACCUGCUCUCUAUCAAUGCUCUGCAGCACAGCAACACGGCCAACGGGGAGAACCUGUGGUACAAGUGGAACUCCAGUAUGAGGGAUGCAUCUGGUGCGGAGGUGGUGGACACAUGGUACAAUGAGAUAAAGGACUAUCAUUUUGGCCGGCCUGGUUUCCAGUCUAACACAGGUCACUUUACACAGGUUGUCUGGAAAGACUCCAGGGAGGUUGGCAUUGCCAAAGCUGUGGAUGGCAAAGGAAUGGUUAUAGCAGUUGCGCAGUACAGUCCAGCUGGCAACAUCACCAACCCUGGCUACUUUCAGAAGAAUGUUCUGCCAAAGGGUACGCCUGUAUCCGAUGCAGGAACAAGUCCCACGGACAGAGGUACCUCCAACAGCUCAUAUGUGGGGGCGCGUGGAACAGACUCCGCAUCAUCACCUACAGCAGAUGCCAGAGAGUUUGCGCUUGAGUUCCUAAAGGCUAACAAUGCUUAUCGAUCACGCCAUGGAGCAAAACCACUUCAACUCAGCUCUAAGAUAAGCCAGGAAGCCCAAAGGUGGGCAGAACAUCUCCUCACCCUGAAGACUUUGAAGCACAGUGAUACGUCUCACGGAGAGAAUAUCUGGGCUAAAUCUGGAGGCCCCUCCAUUACCAUCACUGGACAAGAAGUGGCUGACAGCUGGUACAAAGAAGAAAAGAAUUAUAACUUUUCCAAGCCUGGGUAUCAGGCCGACACAGGUCAUUUCACCCAGAUGGUGUGGAAAGCUUCCAAUGAGGUGGGAGUUGGCCUAGCCUCCAGCGGCAAGGGGAUGAUCAUUGUCGUGGCUCAGUAUAACCCCAGUGGGAAUAUCACCAACCCAGGGUUCUAUGCACGCAAUGUCUUCCCUCAAGGCUCAAAGGUGACAGAUGAUGAUGGUGAUGAGGAUGGCUUUGUGAAGGACACAAGUUCUAGUGCUAUCCUUCCCAUUCCAGAGAAGGAGCUGAAAGCCUUCCGUAAGGAUCUGCUCAGUGAGCACAAUAAAUACCGCAAGCUCCACAGUGCCGGAGCCCUCCAACUCAGCGCAGCCCUGUCCCAGGAAGCCCAGACGUGGGCAGAUCACUUAGUAGGGAAACGUGCCCUACAGAACAGCGACACUCAGCAUGGGGAAAACCUAUGGUACCGAUGGGGCACUGACACCAGCUUGCCAACAGGGAAAGAAGUGUCUGAGUCCUGGUACAACGAGAAUACCAAAUACAGUUUCAGCAGCCCUGGAUUCCAGAGCGGUUCAGGGAACUUCACGCAAAUGAUAUGGAAGUCUUGCUCCCAGGUGGGCUUUGGCCUCAGCACGGACAGCAAGGGAAUGUACAUUGCUGUGGGAUUUUACGACCCAGCAGGAAACAUUGCCAACAAAGGCUACUUCGAGGAUAAUGUCCUGCCCAGGAAGAAGUGAUGGCAUCUCAUGGCACUGAAGGAUGAGCCCAAGCUAUCAAUCAGGAUGAAGAACCCCCUUCCCAAGAUAAGUUCCUACUUUGCUGGACUCAGGGAAUCUGAAUGGUUUAUUUUUUUUUAAUAAUUCUGUGCGAGGGUCAGGUGGAAAUGUCUGGGAAAGACACUGGAUAACAUACUGAAUGUUUCCAUCACCCAUGUAUGGCAGCACCGCAUUCUCUCCGAUGCAGCUCCACACAAUUAUACUUUUAUUUGCUACAAAAUGAUGUGGUUAAAAGGAACCUCAGGAGCAGGCAUGGGAUAUAUACCAUACAAUAGGCUGUUAGUUGGGUUAGGUGUUGCCUUCAGGCCUGACAUGGCCAUGCUACACUCAGCCCAGGGGUACGAACCAGAGGCACAACUAAAUACCCACACAGCCUGGUGCAACAUUUUCAAUUGGGCCUUGCUCCACAAUCUAAGCUCACACCACGCACCUUUCCCUUACUGAUACCCCAUAGCAUCGCCUGGGGGACAUCCUGGUGCAUUUAAUCAGUCCACUUGUAUUCAGCCCCAUUUGAUGGCCUCCUGGGCCAGAUCUGCUUGGUGAGGUGGGCAAAUAAGUCUUUAACCAAUUUAGCCAGCAAUGUACGGGGCCCAAUCAGGAUGAUCUGAUUGAAAGCGAAUGCCAGAGUUUGAUAAAUGUAUUCAGAGUCUUGUCCUUAGCAAUGUAGGGGUGCAAGUCAUGAAGCGCCUUAUAAAAUAGGUUUAUAUUACCUUUAUUCUUUCCUAUAGUGUUUACACAUGCUGUUUCACCCGGGGAUGCUGAAUUAUCCUAAUAGUUAAGUGUAUUACCUAAAAUAGAAGCAGCCAUGAUUGUUGUGACAUGUCUACAGACCACACCCCCACCACUGGCCAACGGUAAAAUGGUUAUUUGGUUCCCCAAAGGCACACUGCUUGGUAGACGUUAAAAAAAAGGAAUGGCCCCCGCUAAGCACUUUAGCUAUAACCGUGUGUGUCACUUUAAGGACAGGUGGGUUUCUGGGUAUAGAUCUAAACAUGCAUUAUUGGUCAAACUGGGAAUUGUGAAAUUGUGAUUGUUCCCGCUCCCUGCACCUUCCCACUGGUCCCAUUUGUGCAUUGCUUAUAUGGUACUGUGCUUUUAUGUUGAGGUACUGCUGUUGAAUGGAAUAAAACCACUAAUACUGCAAAUUAUUGAGCUUGCACGAAGGUUCUGUCUGAAUGGUACAGACACUUGUCUUUUAGAGAUUUUAUUUUCUAUUAAAGCACAAUUUCCCCAUA